CCGAGAGGAGACGAAGUAGAGGUUGAAGAAGUAGGAGGAGAACUCUGUUCUGCUCAGCCCAGAAAAACUAACAUGAGGCAGGGCAGUGUGUGCAGCCGGUGCCCGGCGCUGCUUCUCCUAUUUGUACCCCUCCUCCUCUUCUUCACCAUUCCGGUGACCGGGUGGCGGCCAUGGCCAAACCAACGACCAAACACCCACAACACCACAGCUGAUCUGGAGUUCGGAGGCUCAAAGAAAUACGAGGGCUCCUCCGAGUUCAUCCGUCUCAGGUACCACAUGGGUCCAGUGCUUACCAACAACAUCACUCUCCACACCAUCUGGUAUGGCCAUUGGCAGAAAUCCCAGAAACGCAUCAUACGUGGCUUCCUUAACUCUAUCUCCGCUGUUGAUACCAAACACCCCUCCGUUGCUGGCUGGUGGAAGACGGUCCAGCUCUACACCGACCAAACUGGAUCCAACAUCAGCCGUACCGUCCGGCUCGGCCAAGAGAAGAACGAUCGUUUCUAUUCUCAGGGCAAGUCCCUCACUCGCCUUUCCAUUCAAUCCGUCAUCAAGACCGCCGUUACUGCUCGAACCAAACCCUUACCCAUCAACCCCAAGAAUGGUCUUUACCUGCUCUUCACCUCCGACGAUGUUCAGGUUGAAGAUUUCUGUAGUCAGAUUUGUGGGUUCCAUUACUUUACCUUCCCUUCAAUCGUUGGAUACACUUUACCUUUCGCUUGGGUAGGCAACUCUGCAACCCAGUGUGCAGGGGUGUGUGCUUACCCCUUUGCGGUGCCGUCGUACAUUCCGAAUCUGAAGCCGGUGAGAUCACCAAACAGUGAAGUGGGUGUGGAUGGGAUGAUAAGCGUGAUAGCACACGAGAUAGCGGAGCUGGCGACGAACCCAUUAGUGAACGCGUGGUAUGCAGGGCAAGAUCCAAGUUUUCCGGUGGAAAUCGCCGAUCUGUGUGAAGGGAUAUAUGGGACAGGAGGUGGAGGGUCUUAUACAGGGCAAAUGUUGGAGGGAGAAGAUGGAGCAACCUACAACAUGAAUGGAGUAGGAAGGAGGUUCUUGGUUCAGUGGGUGUGGAAUCCUGUUGUGAAUUAUUGCUCUGGUCCUAAUGCACUCGAUCAGUAGCAGCAGUAGGUAGUAGUACUACUACUACUUCAUUUGUUACUUCUACAGUUCUACUGCUACCACUUAUGUUGUUAGUAAUGGUGGACUUCUGGUCUUGUGUUUGUUAUUCAAAAUUUCAAAUUUCAAAAACCACACAAAAAAAAAAAUCUUUUCUUUUUUUGGGGUGUGGGUGUGUUUUUCUGGGGGAGUGUAUGCUGCCAUUGGGGAUUAGUGUGGGGAUAUCAUGUACUCAUGUCCAGUUGGGUUUCAGGAUUAUCAGUGGAGGUGAUAAAAAAACGUUGAGUAAAAAUAAGCAUCUGCUACUCUCUGCUGUGUAUAAAGAAAGAGGAUUUUGCUUAGUUCAAA
Macadamia integrifolia is the source of this 1464-nucleotide messenger RNA. RefSeq names its product protein EXORDIUM-like 3. NCBI's taxonomy places the organism in Eukaryota, Viridiplantae, Streptophyta, Magnoliopsida, Proteales, Proteaceae. The coding region runs from base 73 to 1119 and encodes 348 amino acids. The record is from RefSeq and is a predicted model, not a curated record. The transcript has a single exon.